This is a messenger RNA of Leptosia nina, 420 nucleotides long. Lineage: Eukaryota; Metazoa; Arthropoda; Insecta; Lepidoptera; Pieridae. The record is from the annotation of a GenBank genome assembly.
AUGUACGGGCGGGCGAGCGGAAGCUGCAUACUCGGCCGGUGCAACCCCCCACCGCCCCGAGUCGGGCGCGUGCGCCAACACGCCGUGCCGCCGCCGGCCGGCGAAUCAGUCUACCGCCGCGCCGCGACUACAACGCACGCACCCGCCAAGAUUGCUUCACAAGUGGAAAUGCCGUCAAGCCUCUUCGGAGAGCUCGGAGGUGGACUGGUGGAGGACCAGCGGGCGUUCCAGCUCGCCCUCGAGUUGAGCAUGCUUAACUUCGGCGAGACUCUGCCCUCGACGAACCCGCUCGCUAGCCCGCUCGGCUUCGCUCCGCCGCCAGACGAUCGCACCAAGAAAUCUCAAAACAUGACCGAGUGUGUACCGGUACCGUCUUCGGAGCACGUCGCCGAAAUCGUCGGUAGACAAGGUAAGGAUUGA